AUGAGCGUACCGCUAGCGGUGGAAGGUAUGGAUGCCUUGGCGCUUGCCCAAGAAGGUGAGCGGUUAUGCCGCGAGAACAGCAUGAAAGCAGGGAUUAAAUACUUGGAAAUGGCAUUGAAAAAAAAAAUCAACCUAGGAGGACGCAGUUUAGAAGCAUUGUCUGCAAUUUAUUCACAACUUGGAAAUGCUUACUUUGUAUUGCGCAUUUUCGAUAAAGCACUCGAAUACCAUCGACAUGAUUUGGAAACUGCAAAAUUGCUCAAUGAUCGUUCUGGGCUUGCAAAGGCUCAUGGAAAUAUAGCAAACACCUAUAAAGCAUUGGGUAAUUUCGAUAGUGCUUACGAGCAUGCGGUUGCACAUUUACGACUAGCACAGGAGCUCAAUGAUAAAGAAUGUGAGGCUGGAGCUCUUUAUAAUGUGGCCUCUGUUUAUCACUGCCGUGCGAAGACAAUAAUCCAUGCAUCGGAACCUCUUGAUAAGUCUGGGCUUCUUACGGCUAGCGAUAUGACAGCAACUUCACAACUUCAAGCAGCUAUAAAUUGUUAUUUGCAAAAUCUUCACAUAGUCGAGAAUAUGAAAGAUUUCGUUGCAUGUGGUAGAACGUAUGGCAAUAUCGGUAACAGUUAUUAUAUGUUGGGUGAUUAUGCAACUGCUGUUUAUUACCACAAUAAACGGCUAGACAUUGCUCGACAGUAUGGUGACCGUGCAGCAAUGCGACGAGCCUAUACAAAUCUUGGAAAUGCUCAUAUUUUCCUUUCAGAGACGGCGAAGGCUUUAGAAUAUUAUCGUUUGGCGCUAUCAGUCGCAGUGGAACUGCAUGAUGAAGUAACAGAAGCACAGUGCUGUUUCAAUGUCGGUAAUGGUGCUGCUAUAUGUGGUGAUCAUGUAACAGCAAUAGAAUAUCACAUCCGAUAUUUAAAACUUGCCAGAGAUUUGGGUGAUCGUGCUGCGGAAUCGCGUGCAUGUGCGGCGCUGGCAACAGAUUUUCGAAAACAAGGAAUGGUGGGAAAGGCUGUUUAUUUUUAUGCAUUGCAAGGACAAAUAUCAAUUGAGAUGGGCGAUCAAGGGAGUGAGGAAAGUGUGCGUAAUUCGCUAGAAGAUUUGUUUAAAUCAGUAAAGAAAUGGCCAAUAAAGGAAGUUAACGAUUUAGAAAUGGAUUCAUCCGGUGAUCCCGAACCGCAUAGUGCAUUAGACUUGAAUGCAUUUUUAAAAAAACUACUCUGUGAAUCGGAGUUGACUGUGAACUCUGGCGUUACACGUGACCUACUUAAUGUUUCAACAACAGCUAUCGAUAAACAGCCGAUUCAUUUUACUACCUACAACGAUGAUUUCUUUGAAAUGGUUUCACGGUUACAGUCAAAACGACUUAACGACCAGCGCUGUGAUCCUAUUAUACUGAGCGACUUAACAAACCAUUCAAAGAAUGUUACUCGACAGUCGGAUACAAUUGCUUGUAAUCCAGAAGCCGAGGCACGUUUUGGGCGAAGAAAUCGAAUAUCGGCACUUUUUGGACGUGUUGGAAAAGCAGCAAAACGGCAAAGCUUACUAAUGUCUGCAUCAUUUUUCCCUUCCACAACUUCGACACCUCGAACUGAUGUUUCUUCUGUGAAGCAACAAUUAGUUGGCGAUAGCGGUGAUAACAAAUCAUCUGCAAUAUGCGCAUCAACAUCACGCUCUUCCUCACAAGAUGUAGUAGCACAGAAUGCCGUAGAUGGCAGUAAUGAUGCAAUUGUGCAGUCUGGCACCUUGCGGACCACCGAACCGCCGGAAUUUCGGAUUCCGGUUGCACCACCUCGAAACCGAGCUCGUUGUAACCAUGUAACUUUGCCGAAUUCCAUCUCUUCGAGACAAAAAAAUGGUGCUGAAGGAAUGCUUGAUUUAAUAGCUAGUUUGCAAGGUCGUCGAAUGGAAGAACAGCGGGCGCAUCUGAAUGUUCAAUCGGAACCAAUAUUAUUACCAGUUAGCGGAGAAGUCGAAGAGAGUAAUGAUAAUAUGGAGCAGUCAACACUUUCACCAUCACAUGUGGAACGGUCACGAUUGGAAGAUGCUGGUAGCUUAUACGAGAUGGUAAUUCGGAGUCAGAGGGAUCGAUUGGAUGAGCAGCGAAGUGAACUACCACGGACCAUACCAGCUGAAGACGUCUCGCGGAUAGUUAUGUCAAUGCAAAAAGGACGUAUCGAAACUCAACGUGCUGUGCUCACUUCAGCUUCACAAAAUUGA
Messenger RNA from Brugia malayi, 2220 nucleotides. RefSeq lists its product as uncharacterized. Gene Ontology annotation, molecular function: protein binding; GTPase regulator activity. The record is from RefSeq and is a predicted model, not a curated record. The transcript has 13 exons. Bases 1 to 2220 code for a protein of 739 amino acids. Lineage: Eukaryota; Metazoa; Nematoda; Chromadorea; Rhabditida; Onchocercidae.